GCAGUCGGUCGGUCGUGUGUACGUGUGUGUGCGCGUGUGUCCGUCCGUCUGUCCACCGUUUUUCUCGGUAACCGCGGCAACUCUGAGCGUGAAACGUGGACAUAUUAUCAAGUAGGAGGCAUGCAUGGUAAAAUAAUAUUCUGGAGCGGAGAAGGCCGGGGAAGCUGGUGAAACGAGCAGCUGUUGAGAUGCUUUGCGCGUGUGGAGAAGAUUUGCUGGUCUGGCUGUAUUGAUGGGACAGUUGAAUAGGAUCGAGAUUGCCGGUGAAGUGAGAGCAGCACACGCCCCAGUGAAUCGGUUCAGUGAAGGAGUCACUGAGGUAGUGUAGCUAGUAUGUAGCUGAAUAGUGG
Geodia barretti is the source of this 350-nucleotide messenger RNA. NCBI's taxonomy places the organism in Eukaryota, Metazoa, Porifera, Demospongiae, Tetractinellida, Geodiidae. The record is from the annotation of a GenBank genome assembly.